This is a messenger RNA of Staurois parvus, 2067 nucleotides long. NCBI's taxonomy places the organism in Eukaryota, Metazoa, Chordata, Amphibia, Anura, Ranidae. The record is from the annotation of a GenBank genome assembly.
CUCCAGUGUCUGCAGAACCUCUGUGCCUUGGCCAUCGAAGGCACCUUGAGUCAGAAGAGCUUGUUUGAUGAGGAAGGUCUUAGACUGUGUGAUUUGACUAUAUCGGCGGUAGCUUCUGUCUUCCCAGAUGACAGCAUUUUCCUGAAGGAUGUGGAAGCCACAACCAACUACAGCUUCAGUCAGUCACAAGAGCAUUCAGGAUUUCUUUGCUGCGUUGUAUUAUGUGUUGGAUGAAGAUGCUGAGGUUAAAGAGACCGGCAUGGUGAGUGGAGAUAAGUUCCUCCCGAGAGUCUGCAGAGGAAGAUCUCUGAUUUUUCAGGCUGAAAAUCAGCCAUACUUGAACUCCACCAUACAGUUCCUCUUUGGCCUCCUGAAUAAUGAUCAGUUAAAGGCGUUUGUGGAAGGCCUUGGGUCUAGCGUUUCCUUACGAGCCAAAUCUGCCAUGGAGAAAUGGCUUGUUGAUGGAAGGCUCUGCACUGAUGCCCUAACCUGCUUCUACGAGGCUCAGGACAAGGAGCUGUGCAGCCGAGUGUUCAGUGCCAAAGACCUGGUGUUUGAGCCGUGUUUUUACAGCUCAUCCAUGGAGAAUGUACGGAUCAGAGAGAUGCUGUAUUGUCUGGCAGACCAGAGGAGCUUUGUCUCCAUCCGCCUGGAGGAUCAGCUGAUGAGACCCCGAGACCUGGAAUUGCUGUCUCCCUUCUUCCAUAGCUCCUCAAAGCUUUGCUUCUCACGGUGUGGCUUUGCUGAGGACCUUGCGAGGGGUGGAAAGGCUUCAUGGAUGUCUAAACAGGACAGCAAGAUCGAAGAACUGGAGUUUCAGGUCUCUGUGGUCACCCCAUCCUUCUACGAGGAUCUCCGUUCUGUUAUUUCUUCCAGCCGAUCGCUCACCAAACUUGUCCUGGGUCACCAUACUCUGGAGGACUCUGCUCUGAAAACCAUGUGUGAUGGCCUGCGCCAGCCGGGCUGUGUCCUGCAGGAGCUGUCGCUUGAUGACUGCAACUUGACUGCCCCAAGCUGUCAGAUCCUUGGCUCCGCCAUGAAAGAAAACCGAUCUCUACACAAGUUGGAUCUGGCACUGAAUAAAAUUGAGGAUGAGGGAGUGAAGUUUCUAUGUGAAGUGUUGGAGGUUCCGGGGUGUACCCUGCAGGAGCUGAGGAUUGAGUUCUCUGAUCUGACUCCGGCCUGCUGUGAAUUCCUCCGCUCUGCUCUGAUGACCAAUCGAUCUCUCACCACCCUGUACCUGAGAGAGUGCAACCUCGAGGACACUGGGGCCAAGAUGCUGUGUGAGGCUUUCCGCCAGCCGUACUGCUCUGUGAAGAUGCUGGCGUUGUUUGAGAAUCACAUCACCAGCUCAUCCUGCGAGGAUUUCCGAUCGGUCAUUCUUACAAACCGGACCCUAACCAACCUGAAUUUGAGGGACAACAAGCUUGGGGACUCCGGAGUGAAGCUCCUCUGUGAAGGACUGUGUGACCCGGGCUGUACUGUGCAGGAGAUGGAAUUAACCACUUGUGAGCUGACCCAGGCAUCCUGCAUGGACCUCCGCUCCGUCCUCGCUACCAGCCGGUCUCUGACCAAACUGAAUCUCUCCUGGAAUAGUCUGGAGGAUUCUGGAGUGAAGGUUCUGUGUGAAGGACUGGGAGACCCACGCUGUGUCCUGCAGGAGCUGAAGUUGUAUGGGUGUGACCUGUCCUCCUCCUCCCUCCAGGAUCUGGCCUCCGCCCUCCUCACCAACCAAUCACUAACCAGCUUGGAUCUGGCAGGAAACAAGUUUGAGGACUCUGGAGUAAAGCGGCUGUGUGAGGCCCUCCAGACUCCAGGCUGUGCUCUGCAGACAGUCAGAGUGGGGUAUUGUGAGCUGACCUCCUCCUGCACUGAGGAAUUCAUGGCUGUCAUCGAUGCAAACACUUCUCUGGAGGAGCUGGAUGUGUCCUUUGGCUAUGAGGAUGUAGCACCCCUGUAGAUCUGGAUGUGAUGUUAGUGAGAUUCGAUCACCCAUCCAUCGCUGUGCAGAAACACAACACCCAGGAUGGGCUGUUCAUCCACGUCAAAUACAAGAAACAGAAUUGA